Messenger RNA from Musa acuminata subsp. malaccensis (wild Malaysian banana), 1751 nucleotides. Its product is annotated as serine/threonine-protein kinase STN8, chloroplastic. The record is from RefSeq and is a predicted model, not a curated record. Lineage: Eukaryota; Viridiplantae; Streptophyta; Magnoliopsida; Zingiberales; Musaceae. Gene Ontology annotation, biological process: protein phosphorylation. Gene Ontology annotation, molecular function: ATP binding; protein kinase activity.
CCGACCUCUGCUGCUGCCUCGUCAAAUCCUUAUGCCGCCAACGCAGGCGUUUCCCCCUGUUGUGAGCCAUGGCUUCUCUCCCUCCUCCCACCGCAACCUCUCUCGGUAAGAAUCACCCCUUCCCCUGGCUCCCUUCUUCCAAGUACACCUCCCUGAGCCAGCUGAGCCCGCCUCCCAAGCCAUCCAGGCAAGUCGCAGGAAGGUGCAAUGCCAUGAUCGGAGGCGUUGUUCUUCCUGACGAUUUUGUGGUGAACGGCCUUCACCUGGAUGUCUCCAGUCCACUGUUUCCCUACCUGCAGUAUGGCUUUGUUCAGUUCCAGAGAGUUGUUGCAGGAUUGCCAGAGAUAGAGAGGUCGGAGAUCCUGGCUUUCGUGGGGCUGUGCUGGGUCUACCUGACUGUAAGGCCAGGGGUUCUCGUAGGAGCUGUGGAUGCUUAUGUUCUUGCCCCGUUGCAGCUGGGUAUCGACAGCUUGCUGGGGAAGAGGAACCUCAAGAUGAGUGAUUUUGUUGUGGGGGAUAAGUUGGGGGAAGGAUCCUUCGGAAUCGUAUACUACGGUGCCAUAGUGGAGAAGAAUGGUAGUGAUGUGGAAGAUGGAGUGGCGCGAAGAGGAAGGAGAGCGAAGCUGGAUCAGAAGUACAAGGAGAAGGUCAUUUUGAAGAAGGUUAAGGUUGGGAUAAAAGGAGCUGAAGAAUGUGGUGACUUUGAGGAAUGGUUCAACUACCGCGUAGCGAGAGCUGCUCCCGACUCAUGCGCUGAGUUCCUUGGAAGUUUUAUUGCUGAUAGGACAUCUUCGCAAUUCACCAAAGGGGGCAAAUGGCUUGUGUGGAAAUUUGAGGGAGACCGAAACUUGGCUGAGUACAUUAAGGAUAGGAACUUUCCAUUCAAUUUAGAGUCCAUCAUGUUUGGCCGUGUCCUCCAAGGAGUGGACUCAGUUAAAAGGAGUGCCCUCAUCAUUAAACAGAUCAUGCGACAGAUAAUAACUUCUCUCAAGAGGAUUCAUGAUACCGGGAUUGUUCAUCGAGACAUAAAACCUUCCAACUUGGUGGUGACACGGAAGGGACAGAUAAAGCUUAUCGACUUCGGCGCAGCUACCGACCUUCGCAUCGGCAAAAACUAUACACCCGAUCGUGGUUUGCUUGAUCCUGAUUAUUGUCCUCCUGAACUGUAUGUGCUUCCAGAGGAGACACCCAGACCUCCACCUGAACCUAUUGCCGCCAUCCUCUCCCCGAUCCUUUGGCAGCUAAACAGUCCCGAUCUAUUUGACAUGUACUCAGCCGGAAUAACACUGAUGCAAAUGGCAGUUCCGAGCUUGAGGUCCGGCGCAGGCCUGAAGAACUUCAACUCCGAGCUGAAAUCAGCCGGUUAUGAUCUCAACAAAUGGCGGGAAUCCAUCCCCGCUCGCCUGAGCCCGGACCUGCGGUUGCUAGAUUUAGAUUCUGGUCGAGGCUGGGAUUUAGCCACAAAGUUGAUAUCGGAAAGAGGAUUUCUCAGAAGAGGUCGGUUAUCUUCUGCUGCUGCUCUGAGGCACCCAUAUUUCUUACUUAGUGGUGAUCAGGCAGCAGCUGCUCUUUCCAAAUUAAGCUUUACCAAAUAGUUCCUCUCUUUUUUUUCUCUCUUUUCCCCAUUAUUACUCGUUACAAAAGAUCUGUAUAGAUCGAUUUCUUCUUCUUUUUUUUCCUUGCUUAUACUUGCUGUGAUGAACUCUUCAUCAUUGUGUUCACCUGAAGCUGCAAUACAACCUUCAAUCAUA